Xiphophorus hellerii (green swordtail) is the source of this 2294-nucleotide messenger RNA. RefSeq names its product shugoshin 1. Gene Ontology annotation, cellular component: nucleus; chromosome, centromeric region. Gene Ontology annotation, biological process: meiotic chromosome segregation. NCBI's taxonomy places the organism in Eukaryota, Metazoa, Chordata, Actinopteri, Cyprinodontiformes, Poeciliidae. The coding region runs from base 160 to 2037 and encodes 625 amino acids. The transcript is spliced from 10 exons. The record is from RefSeq and is a predicted model, not a curated record.
CCGCGGUUCUGAAUUCGAACGUCCACCCUCGGAAGACGACGUUAGGAAAAUGGAUUCUGUUGAUGCUCUGUUUUCUUAGUUUUUUUUCCCACGUAUUUCGCAGUAGAGAAAGAAGCGAAGUUAAAAUUCAUCGUAAAAUAUAUAUCCUGAUCUUGAACCAUGGUGAGAGAGAGAGUCCAGAAGAAGUCCUUCCAACAAAGUUUGGAGGACAUCAAGGAGAGGAUGAAGGAGAAGAGGAACAAACGGCUGGCUAAUGCUGCAGCUCCAAGCAGGGGACAAUCAAGAAUGAUGAACAAAACCUCAGCAUCCAGUUCUACACACACCAUCCUUAAAGGUGUGCAACAGAAUAACAAAGCGCUGGCCGUGGCCCUGCAAGCUGAGAAGGAGAAAGUGAGGCAGGCCAAUGCGGUGAUCCUGCAGCUGAAGCGUGAGCAGCAAGCCCUCUUCCUUCACCUGCUUCUCUUCAAGAGGAAGCUCAAGGAGCAGGAGGCGCUGGCAGCAAGUGCUUCACAGGCUAAACCAACAGGGAUCCAACAGGAAACCCCAAAUAAUCAGAAUUUGGAGAGGAGGAAGCAAAGCAGUCAGCAGUUUGAUCAGCUCACUUUGUGUGACACUUCACCAAUUUAUCCUGACUCCCCUCCUUCUAAAAAGAACGGACACAUUAACUGUGACAAAGAGGUUGCUCUGCCAUCCACGGUGGGUGUGAGGCGUCGGCACGGCGACAGAAGAAGCAGGAGGCGCUCUGAGCGUGUGCAAGAACAACGGCGGUUGAGCAAUGCAGACCCGGUUGCUGAUCUUAGGGCCGUAUUACCGAGCCCUAUUCACGGUGAGAGUUCAGGUCUGAAUCAGAACCACCCAGGAGCAGAACCAGAGGCAGUGGAUGUCAGUGACACAGGGGAGUUGCAUCACUCUACACCUGAGCCAGUCCGUCCCAAAAAAACACACCAGCAGCCUGGCAGAAAACAAAGCCAGCAGCAGCAGCCUCGCUCCAAACCUGAACCAGCUCCACGGAAACCCGACAGAGGCCGCAAACCCGAUCGGGUCCCGCUAAAGAAGCCCUGGGAGAAUCCCAAACCCAGAGCCCGCUCCAAGAGUCGGGACCGAGUGGCCACACAGGGAAAAGCAGCUCCUCUGCCUCAGAGCAACAAGCUCAACACGUCACUGGGAUUCAACGGCACUUUUGACUUUGACUGUGAGGAAACUGUCCACAUCACGCCGUUCAAGGCGAAAGGCGAGGAGAAUCAGCCAGCGACACUUCACAUUAGUGAAGAGACGCAAGAUGAAGACUCGGCGGCUGUUCCCAAACAGAGCGAAACCAGCUCAUCAUCGCCAUCCUCGGAGUCGGAAGACAGCCUGUACGUCCCUCAGAAGACAAGACGGAGACAGCCCUCUCCUGCUAAAGUCAUCGCCACUCGCAGAGGCCAGCGCUCACUGAUUGUCAGAAAAAAGGAAAACAUCCCUCCCACCCCAAAGAUCUCUGUCUUCCGGGACGAAGAGUCGAAGUUGGAGGUGGCACAUUCUGGAAAGGGAGAAGAGAAUCACCAAAAACUUCAGAGGGACAGAAUGGAGGACGGUUUCCCUGCUGUCAGCCCUCUGAUCGAGGCCGAGAUGAUGAGAAUAGAUACCGUCCUGUCCAAUUUUGGAGAACUGCCUUGUGAAAAUUCUUCUCGUUUAUCGAGCCAAACACCUAGGCUCAAAACAGGCCAGAAACGUGGGGUUGGUGUAAGGUCAGCAGGGCGGGGCUUGAGUCUGUGUGACGUGACCAAUAUGUCCCCUGCAGCCUAUCGUAAUUUCUCCUGUGUCGGCCCACGCCGCUCCGACGCUCCCCUUCGGAAACGCCGCUGCACCAUGACCGUCGACUACAAGGAGCCUUCGUUAAAUGCAAAACUUCGGCGUGGAGACAAGUUUACAGACCUGCAAUUUCUUCGCUCUCCCAUUUUCAAGCAGAAGUCUGGCAGGUCUGUGCAGAAAUCCAGGAAGUCUUGCAGCCAGCAGCCAUUUGAGAAGUACAACGAGUCUUUUGUUGGAUGUCACUGAAGGCAGCUUUUUUGAUGUAUGUUCCUGUAGAGGAUUCCCAUUUUUUCAUGUCUCUGAAGGUUUCCUUUGUUAUAGUGUAACCGUAAUCAGUUUUUCUUGAUUUAAAUUCCUUUAUUCUUGUUUUUGUCUCCAUGGAAAUGUAGAUGAUAUUCUCCAAAAAUGGUUGGAUUACAAUAUUUUUUAAUUCUAUGAUCUGCGACAUCUGUGUAUUUUUAAUUCUCUAUUGUACUGUUUGUGACAAUAAACUUUAAAACCAC